Amoebophrya sp. A120 is the source of this 1565-nucleotide messenger RNA. The record is from the annotation of a GenBank genome assembly. Lineage: Eukaryota; Dinophyceae; Syndiniales; Amoebophryaceae.
AAUCGUUCGUACCCGCAACCUUGCGUCUUCUAUUACUUGUCAGAAAAAGUAAUCUAAUCACAGCCGAAAGAGGCCAAAAGGAAAAGCUGCUAUGCUGCGUCGUCGGCGCGUGGCUCCGCGCCGGAGCGUGACCAAUCAAACGGGUCGCGCCGACACCACGUGUCGAAGCGGUAUGCUGUCCGUGUCCGAUCUUUUUGUCCUCAAGAAAAAAAUCGAGCUCCUUCGUUUCAAGGGCGCAAAAUUUCAUUUUCAGCAGGGCGAGUGGACCAUUGCGCUGACGCAGUCGCCGCAGCGCGCCCAAGAAUCCGCGAUCUCCGCGAUGAGCUCGGCCAUUUUGGUGUUUGCCUUGCUUUUGAACUCCGUGGCGUCCACCGCUUUUUCGCCGCUUUCGAACGAGAGAAAUGACGUCACGGGCUUCGCGUUCAACUGGGUUCUGGGACUCUGUUUCACCACCGCUGGCGGGUCUACGCUGUUCAUGAGCUACGCUUGUCUGAUUCUGACACUAGAGUCCGAGUACGGAGCGUACCGCCAGCUCAUCCGAUACGAGCAACUGAUGGAGUUCUUUCUUUGGCUCACGGCGAUCGCGCAGUGUUCCAUGGUGGCACUUGCGAUGCUGGCCGUGGUGUACAAAACGAAAAUGGAAAACAAUUCCGCGAUGCAGGGCGGGUCCGAAAUAAAUCAAGAGGAUGCAAACCAGCGCGACUUAUACUCCUACCUCACGCUCGGCACGAUGCUGCUUGCCUUCCAAGCCCAAUUUUUCUGGUUCUACCACCGUGGACUCACAGUGAUUCCCGUCCACCUACGGCACUGGGCACUGUGGCUUGCCCCGUUCGUGCUACAGAUGCACUCCAAGCAGAACCAGGUCGACUGCGCGAGGGUCGGAGAACAGUAUGCGCGGAUGAUUGUGCAGAACGUCAACAAAUAUUUCAACUGGCGCAUGUUCCCAUACGACCCCUUUUUCUGGUCGGAUUUGACCUUCUUUCCGCUAAGUCUUGUCCCUCCUGUGGGAGAUGAAAUUGCUGGUGCCGACUACAACUACACCAAGGAGGCGGGGAAACAGGAUGGUGGACAGGCGGAGAAGUUCGGUAUGAAGGCCGGCGAAGAAUUUCACCAAUGGUGCAAACUGCUGAAGGAGUGGCAUGUCAUAGAGAAUGCUGAAGGUGAAAUACCGCAGGGUGCUGGGGCCGGAACAGGCGACGACGACGCUGCGACGAAACUUCUGGAAGAUGAGUUUUCCUCUUGGUGCGUUCUCAACAGUGAGUUUGUCGACAAGCACAAAGUGGAGCUUGUGGCUACUGAAUUAGUGAUGAAUGACUUGUGCUUAUCAGAUUUCAAGAAGAUGGCACUUUUGAGUGCUAGUGCUCUGCCGGGCGAAGUGACAGCGGCCACCCAUGGCGGUAGUCAGCUUUCGUGCGUCGAAUUGUGCUUCCAUCUUCUUGACUCAGCGCUGGAACCAAGUUCUGCCGGUGGCAGUGGCGGGUCCACUGUGCUGCUUUCUACUGGACAAAAAAUGAAACUUGCAAUGGCCAUCUGCAAAUACGCUUUUGAGCGAACAAGUCCGUCAU